Messenger RNA from Kogia breviceps (pygmy sperm whale), 1441 nucleotides. RefSeq names its product selenoprotein T (gene SELENOT). Lineage: Eukaryota; Metazoa; Chordata; Mammalia; Artiodactyla; Physeteridae. Gene Ontology annotation, biological process: cell redox homeostasis. The record is from RefSeq and is a predicted model, not a curated record. Gene Ontology annotation, cellular component: endoplasmic reticulum membrane. Gene Ontology annotation, molecular function: thioredoxin-disulfide reductase (NADPH) activity.
UGCGCGGUGGGGAGCAGCUCGCGGCUCCGGCUCUACUUAGGGCCGGCUGCAGUCUGAGUCUGAGGGCGGCCGAAUUGGUUUGCUAGUUUAAGAUGAGGUUUCUGCUACUUCUCCUGGUGGCGGCGUCGGCGGUGGUCCGGAGCGAUGCCUCGGCCAACCUGGGUGGCGUGCCUGGCAAGAGAUUAAAGAUGCAGUACGCCACGGGGCCGCUGCUCAAGUUCCAGAUUUGUGUUUCCUGAGGUUAUAGGCGGGUGUUUGAGGAGUACAUGCGGGUUAUUAGCCAGCGGUACCCAGACAUCCGCAUUGAAGGAGAGAAUUACCUCCCUCAACCAAUAUAUAGACACAUAGCAUCUUUCCUGUCAGUCUUCAAGCUAGUGUUAAUAGGCUUAAUAAUUGUUGGCAAGGAUCCUUUUGCUUUCUUUGGCAUGCAAGCGCCUAGCAUCUGGCAGUGGGGCCAAGAAAACAAGGUCUAUGCAUGUAUGAUGGUCUUUUUCUUGAGCAACAUGAUUGAGAACCAGUGUAUGUCAACAGGUGCAUUUGAGAUAACUUUGAAUGAUGUACCUGUGUGGUCUAAGCUGGAAUCUGGUCACCUUCCAUCCAUGCAACAGCUUGUUCAAAUUCUUGACAAUGAAAUGAAGCUCAAUGUGCAUAUGGAUUCAAUCCCACACCAUCGAUCAUAGCCCCACCUAUCAGCACUGAAAACUCUUUUACAUUAAGGGAUUUUUACAAGAGCAGCGUGACUGACAUUAUGAAGGCCUGUACUGAAGACAGCAAGCUGUUAGUACAGACCAGAUGCUUUCUUGGCAGGCUCGUUGUACCUCUUGGAAAACCUCAAUGCAAGGCAGUUUUUCAGUGCUGGCACAUUUUGGAAUUCUGCACAUUCGUGGAGUGCAAUAAUACUGUAUAGUUUUUUUUUCUUCCCCAAGUCCACUCGGUUAAUAGUUUUUUUUAAAAAAUGCAGACAUUACUACUUGCACUUCUUUUUUCUCGGUCAUAUUUGAAAAAGUAGAAAAUUGAGUUGCAAUUUGAUUUUUUUUUUCAAAGAUGUCUGUUAAGUCUAUUGUGAUUUUAUAUGAAUUUUCCUUUUUUAUAGUUUAAAAUUGAUCCUUUGGGGACUAGAGCUGAAGUUCCCAAAUACUUUGUAAGAGUUUAUCAGACAUCUCUAAUUUGGUCAUGUCCAAUUUAUAUAGUUUUCAAAAUACUGCAGAUUGUGAACAGCACAUUAUAUAAGAUUAUGGGGGGAAAUCCUAUAUCCAGAGUACUCUACCAAUUUGUGUAUGUGUGUGUGUGCGUGUGUGAUUACCAGAGAACUACUAAAAGACCAACCACUUUUUAAAUCCUGUUAAUGUAGUUCAAGUGUCCUGCCUUGACCAAUUUAAUGAGUUGAUUAACUGGGCCUUUAUACUUAACUCAAUAAAAAACUAAGCAGAUGUAAGUUAAA